Messenger RNA from Perca fluviatilis (European perch), 1061 nucleotides. RefSeq lists its product as uncharacterized. The record is from RefSeq and is a predicted model, not a curated record. The transcript is spliced from 2 exons. Bases 6 to 920 code for a protein of 304 amino acids. Lineage: Eukaryota; Metazoa; Chordata; Actinopteri; Perciformes; Percidae.
GCAGAAUGGCUGCAGUCACAGAGCUCUCCUUCCUGCUGUUUGCUCUCAUCAACUACAUCCAUGCUCAAGAACGGAUCAUCAUCCGAGAGAAAGGAGACUCUUACACCUUCAACCUCCCCGAGAACACCAACUCCUGCCUGAUCUCCAGAUGUGUUGGUGAGGAGCAGCUUGUCCUGUGGAACACCUCUGACCUCUGGUCCAACAGCUCCUCAGUACCUCAACACCUGAAACAACGACUUGUCAGCUCGGUGAAAACUUCUUCUUACACCAUCCUCAACCUGACCCAUUCAGACUCCGGCCGGUACCGAGAGGAGUGUUGGACUGAGGGCAACGUGACGCAUGACAACAACUUCACUAUUACUGUUUGUACUUCAAUAGAUAUGACAUUUAUCAAAGCGAGACUUGGAGAACCAGUGGACGUGCCAUGUGAGGGAGCAGCUGAUAAUCUGGAUAUCCAGUGGCUCAAACGGGACUUUAGAUAUGAGCCAGGAACAUACAGCAGAGUUUUUGGGGACAAGACGACAUCAGUGAUGGACAAUGUUAGAGGAAGAUACCAAGUGGUGACAAACACAUCAGCUCUUCGUGUUUUGAACGUCACAGCAACAGACGCUACAUGGUACACCUGUCUGGUGAUGAACCAACAGCAGUGUGUUAGCAGUCACAUUGUAAAUUUGGACCUACCUGAUAACAGGUUGGAGGUUAACAGGCUUGAGACAAUCUUCCACUCAGUGGGAGAGACCGCUGUGCUGCCGUGCACCAUCGCUGACUCCACUGAUGAACAGCCCCCACGUUGGUCUAAACUGUUCUCUGACCAAGAACUACACAACCAGACUGUUCCUUCAGUAGACCAAAACUACUCGCUGGUGUUUUCAUCUCUAAUGUUAAAUCGCUCAGAGCAUAUGAGCGGAGUGGAGCGGUGAGAAUCUCCGCUCAUCGCUCACGGACCUGUUCACCCCUCCACUCCCCCGCUCCAAGCUCCAUCAGGCCGCUCCGCUCAUCAUCGCUCAGCGCAGUUUGCUUUGCGCUCCACUCAAAUCGCCCCCCCGCUCGCUCCAAAAAAG